AUGUCGUCGGUCGAAGAGGUUGUAGACGCCUUGUUCCGCGUUCUAGGUCAUCUCGCCAGCUCGGCGCUUGAUCUGCUCGAUGUGAAGCUGCGCAUUCCCAUCAUCUCCGACAUUCGGGGCGCGAUUGGAGUUCCCGAAAUCUCCUCACUGGAUCUUUUCUGCUGGAUCGCCGCUGAAAUAGAUGCCAGCCAGGAUGGGGACAAGGACCUUUUUUUCCUUGAAAUCUCUGCAAAGGUCAUACAUGGCGCUGGCCACGGCGUGUCAGACUUCCUCUUGUUCGUGGCGACCUUUGCCAGCAGCGCCGAAGCGCUCUACCUGACGGUUGCCAAUCCGUGGGGAACUCCUUUCACCGUCCUAGGCAUCUUCGUCGCCGGCUCGUAA
Molecule: messenger RNA, 381 nt
Organism: Ustilaginoidea virens
Lineage: Eukaryota; Fungi; Ascomycota; Sordariomycetes; Hypocreales; Clavicipitaceae
Exons: 2
Coding region: 1-381 (126 amino acids)
Source: RefSeq, a predicted model, not a curated record